UCUGUUCCUUCGAGAGCCAAAAAGUUCAAUCAGUCCUCCAAAGAUUCGAAGCGUGUUCUAAUCGGGAAGCGAGUCCCGAAGUUGUGCAGUUUUCUUCGCUUCAGGGUUCUAACUCAGUCAUGAGCGGCUUUGAAGUUUCUAUGCCAAUGACUAUGAUGUUAAUGAGGCAAAAUCGAGUAAAUCGCUAUGCUGCUCGUGGCGCUAAUCAAUACAUAAAUUCACUACUGUCAAUUUUAUCAUUCCUAUGUCUUCUGACGAUGGCAAUCGUUUUUAUAGGAUAUCUCCAUCAUGCAUCAGGUGGGCAGGGAAGUAUCAUAGAUGUUGAGAAUGACGUUGAAGGUGAUACAUUUUGCACUUCGGAAGUUCAAACAACAAUAACAUUGCUAAAGGAAGUAUAUGACUAUAACAUGAACAAAGUGUUAUAUGUUGGCCCUGAUACUGGUUCAGUGAUGCCCGAAUUGCUCGAAGACAAGGAUGAUUAUGUAGAUUGGGGUAUGGAUCCAUAUGACACCGAAGGUGCUGAUUCGUGCUGCUGGGAUCUCAUUGAGAGAGAAAUUGUCCAUGUUUCUGAUAUGAAAUUUCCGCUGCCUUAUAGGGAGAAAUCAUUUUCUCAUGUCAUAGUUUCAGAUACUUUGGAAUAUAUGUCUUCAAGAUACCUUAACAAAACAAUUCCCGAGUUUAUGAGGGUAUCUAGAGAUGGUAUUGUCAUAUUUGCAGGUCAUCCAGAUUUUCCAGUUUCGAAAUUCAACAGAUCCAGAUACAACCGCCAGGCCAAACUCCGAAGUCCUUCUUGGUGGAAAAUGUAUUUAGCUCAAAGGAAGUUCGAAGAAGAUGCUGCUGCUAAAGAGAGGCUUAACAAUAUGUUAAAAGACAUCUCAUUCGAACCAGCCUGCCAAAUCUUUCUUCUCAAGUCAGAACCAUUCCAUUAAAACUAUUGAUUUUUUUUUCUUUUCUUUUUUGGUCCAAUUCUUUAGCCAAUUGAAACCAUGCUUCAAAUUCAAUUAUCAUAGUCACUCAUUCAUUUUAGAUUAGUAAAUUUAUUUCAAAGUCUUUUUAGGUUUAGUCUGACAAAUAUCAGACCUUUUGUUUGAUAUAAGUAAUCAGUCGAAAGUGUUGGCAUGAGUUUGCUCCAUUGUUUUUGGGUUUUCUGUUCCGUUCAUUUUUUCCCCUUUGUAAAUAUGAAUUCUUACCAAAUGGUAUCCAUAUUUCAGUUUUUUCUAGUGGAAAUAUGGAUGUGAAUAAGAAUCGUUUUCUUUUC
This is a messenger RNA of Cucurbita pepo subsp. pepo (vegetable marrow), 1258 nucleotides long. Its product is annotated as putative pectin methylesterase CGR3. Lineage: Eukaryota; Viridiplantae; Streptophyta; Magnoliopsida; Cucurbitales; Cucurbitaceae. The record is from RefSeq and is a predicted model, not a curated record. Gene Ontology annotation, molecular function: methyltransferase activity. Gene Ontology annotation, biological process: pectin metabolic process.